AUGCCACAGCAGCUAGACCGCGCAUUGAUUCGGCCGGGACAUGUGGACUUGCAUCGGUCUGAGCUUCCGUCUCGCGAGGAACUGAAGCACUUGUUCUUAAGUCUGUACAGCGGUGGCGGUCCAGGCGAACAGGAGAAGCAGAAGAUAGAAGACGAGAAGGAGAAACUGCAGGAGCUUGCGGGCGGGUUUUCAUCGUAUUUGCCUGAGGGUCGAUUCAGUAUUGCUGAUGUCCAGGGGUUUCUGUUGCAGUAUAAACGGGAGCCUGAGAAGGCAUGUGAGAAUGUUGUUGGUUGGGUGGAGGAGGAUUUGGGCGUCGAUGAUGAACAAACUACUAAUACUGAGUAG
Messenger RNA from Aspergillus welwitschiae, 345 nucleotides. RefSeq lists its product as uncharacterized. Lineage: Eukaryota; Fungi; Ascomycota; Eurotiomycetes; Eurotiales; Aspergillaceae. The record is from RefSeq and is a predicted model, not a curated record. Bases 1 to 345 code for a protein of 114 amino acids. The transcript has a single exon.